AUUCUUCGGUAAAACUCAAUUACCCGUCAACCCGUUGUUUAUUCUAAAGUCACGAGGUAGUGAUUUUGGGGUGGAUUCAUACUUCUGUGUGAAGCAGUGUGAAACAAGACCUGGCUCGUAUUCAACUUGUCGAAGCAUCAAUAUUCGGCCAGCCAGAAGAAGCCAGCCGCCAUGUGGAAACGGAGUUAAUACCAGUACUGCAGUUGGCGCUUCCCUCCGUCCAACAAGUUCAACAUGAUGCCCAUGGUCUUUGAAGUCUCAAGCAGCGUGACGCUGCUGUUUGACUUCUGGCAUGUGAACAGCCCUGGAGGUAUGUUUGUGUCAGUGCUAGUGGUCAUGCUGCUCACAAUUUUAUAUGAAAUGCUCAAAGUUUGGAGGUUGUGGCUUGGAAGGGGCCCGUCGUUGAAAGAAUAUUCGACUCCUUAUGCUGGCACACCAUCCCACCAAAUCGACAACAGUUCUGUGCUAGAAAACAGCCACUCCGAAAGCUCUUUGACGACAGGAGAAUCAAGCUCUUUCUUUCCAAACAACAAGGCCAGUUGGUUGCUACACGGAAUCCAGACAUUGCUCCACUUCCUGCAGGUGACUUUGGGCUACAUGCUGAUGUUAUGCGUCAUGUCCUUCAACACUUGGAUCUUUCUCGGCGUCAUUUUGGGUUCUGCACUGGGUUAUUUCAUCUCAUUUCCACUGCUAGAGCAGUUUAGAUGAACAGUAAAUUCCAGGGUAUGAACCCCCCAGAAAUAAAAUAAUAAAUCUUCGUUGAAAAUGUUAGAGCUGUUUUGAUGCUUGGGCAUUUUUGUCAAAAUGUCAGGGAAUCUGUAUAACACAAUUCAUACUGGUUGUGCAUGGAUUGCAAGGGUUUGUCCCAUACAGCUCCAUUGGACACUCAAGACAGAAGAACCACCACCAAUAUUUUUUUUUUUUUUUUUUAGAUUUUGUUGUGUUUUACGGGGUGUGGCAAUUUUUUUGUUUGUUUUUUGUGCAAUUAUAUCGCCCAUCAAUUAUUUGCCGAAUUUUGCUAUUCUGUACGGUACUUGAAUGACAUGAACUCUCAUGUUGGAAAGGGAAAUUCGAAAUUCAGGAGUUGUAAAUUGAUUUGAGGUAUUUAAGAUUAGCUUAAUAAUUCACAGCAGGAACUCAAUGGGUGCAAAGGUUAUUAGCAAUGACCUCAUGAUUAGUAACUUCGUAGAUUAUUACACUAUUGAUAUAAGCUUUAAAAACGCCUAAAUUAGGUGGUAAUUAAGUUGAUUUUUGUUUCGAUAUUCUGAAUAUGCCUCAGUUUGAUUAAAUACAGAAAAUUGUUAC
Molecule: messenger RNA, 1305 nt
Organism: Corythoichthys intestinalis (scribbled pipefish)
Lineage: Eukaryota; Metazoa; Chordata; Actinopteri; Syngnathiformes; Syngnathidae
Gene: slc31a2
Product: solute carrier family 31 member 2
Exons: 4
Coding region: 235-708 (157 amino acids)
Biological process (GO): copper ion transmembrane transport
Cellular component (GO): plasma membrane
Molecular function (GO): copper ion transmembrane transporter activity
Source: RefSeq, a predicted model, not a curated record